AGACAGGCGAAUUCCAAGUCAAAAAAAUGUGAAGUAAUAAUGCACUUGUAACGUAACACAAAGACCCAGCCAAAUGAAACUACCAAGUCCACCAUUAUAUCCUUCACACGUUGGAGCGGUUUAACAAAUUAAACAUCAUCGUACACUGUCCCAACCUCCAUAUAAAGUCAUUUCACAUUCUCCGUCGUGGGAAUGGCAACUGAUCCACAAAUAAAACCUUGAACAUACAAACACACCCUCUCAUGGGAAACCAAAUAGCUAGAGACGCCACGGGGAGAAUCGUUCACUGGGAUGGCUCGGUUCAAGAAUUUGACGAGCCACAUGCACUAACGGCGGCGGAGCUCAUGCUGGACCACCCGCAACAGGUGGUGGUGGAGUUUCACUCCGCCGUGAACCAAAAAAGACCGUCUCCGUUACCCGCUGACGAGAAGCUAGAGGUGAAGAAAACGUAUGUGAUGGUUCCGGUGAUGCGAGGGAAGCCUGUGGGGUUGAGCAGCGAAGAUAGUCGCCGGAUUCUCUUGAUCGUUAACUCUUCUCUGCAUUCCAAGUACUUUGUUUCUUCUUCGGGGCUUCUUCCUUGGUUUGCAGGGUUGUUCCAGAGGAAGGAGGAGGUGGAGAAGAGAGAAGAGAGGGAGGGUUUUUGUGAGUUUUUGGCGGAAGGGAGGGAAGGGUAUAUGAGUAGGCAGUUAUCGGGGAAGGGGUGGAAACCUAGCUUGGACACCAUUACGGAGAAGAAGGUUAAGCGGAAACUGUCUCGCUGGUUCUUCCUCAAAACUUUUAUUUCUGCAAACAUUUAGAUACAAAUAUAUUAUACAUAUGUUAAUGGCUUAUGUGGGUAUAGUAUUUCAUUUUACGUGUUCAGCCAUGCCUUCUGUAUGUAUGUACUCCUGUCAUCUUAAGAUCUGUUUGUUUGUAAGAACUCGUGUUCAAAGGGAGUAAAGGCCUUUCAUGGGGAAACAAUUCAUGUGAUCAAAGCAUGAUGUUUAGAUGUA
This is a messenger RNA of Cajanus cajan (pigeon pea), 992 nucleotides long. The record is from RefSeq and is a predicted model, not a curated record. NCBI's taxonomy places the organism in Eukaryota, Viridiplantae, Streptophyta, Magnoliopsida, Fabales, Fabaceae.